Molecule: messenger RNA, 1848 nt
Organism: Phoenix dactylifera (date palm)
Lineage: Eukaryota; Viridiplantae; Streptophyta; Magnoliopsida; Arecales; Arecaceae
Source: RefSeq, a predicted model, not a curated record
AUGGCCUCGUCACAUUGGACUGCAGCUGUUGCUUCUACUGGUUCGUCAAGCGUCUGCAUCUUUCUUCUUCUAUACCUACUUCAUCCAUUACUACAGCAGAUAUUGAGGCUAAUAGUUCAUCAGGUUUUAUCUCGCCACUACCUUCUCUACCACCUCAGCCGAAGAAGUGUACAUUACAGCCUCCUCCAGGUCCUCGCUCAUCCACAGGGAAAGGGUUGCCGUCUUCGAAAGGCGCUCUAUGGGCUCAAGCAAUCUCCUCGAGCUUGGUUUUCCAAGUUCAGUUCAGUCCUCACUCAACAAGGUUUCACUCCUAGUGCAUAUGACUCUGCACUAUUUCUUCGCCGAUCUGAGGCUGGUAUUAUUCUUCUCUUGCUAUAUGUGGAUGAUAUGGUUAUUACUGGAGAUGACAUGUCAGGGAUACAUACACUUCAGCAGUUUCUUGGACAACAGUUUGAGAUGAAGGAUUUAGGAUCCCUUAGCUACUUUCUUGGUCUCGAGGUGACAUCCAGCUCAGAUGGCUACUAUCUUUCACAGGCUAAGUAUGCUUCCGAGUUGAUAUCUCGUGCUGGGUUGACAGAUAGUAAGACCGUAGAUAGUCCUCUGGAAAUGAAUGCUAAGCUUCUUCCCACAGAUGGUGAAUUAUUGACAGAUGCGACUCUAUAUCGGCAGUUGGUUGGCAGUCUCAUCUACCUGACUGUGACACGCCCUGAUAUUUCUUAUGCAGUCACCUUGGUUAGUCAGUUUAUGCAUGCUCCACGCUCUACACAUUAUGCAGCAGUCCUACGUAUUCUUCGAUACGUUAAGGGUACAUUGUUUCACGGCCUUCAUUUCUCAGCCUACUCCACUUUAGAUAUACAGGCCUAUUCUGAUGCUGAUUGGGCUGGAGAUCCUACAGAUCGCCGUUCUACCACAGGCUAUUGUUUCUUACUUGGGUCAUCUCUUAUUUCUUGGAAAAGUAAGAAGCAAACGGUUGUCUCUCGCUCCAGUACAGAGGCUGAGUAUCGUGCACUGGCAGAUACUACCUCUGAGUUCUUAUGGCUUCGAUGGCUGCUGCAUGAUAUGGGUGUUCCUUUGACUAGCAAUUCUCCUCUUCAUUGUGAUAAUGUAAGUGCCAUGCAGAUUACUCGUAAUGAUGUGUUUCAUGAGCGAACGAAGCAUAUUGAGAUAGAUUGUCACUUUAUUCGACAUCAUAUCAAGCAAGGUACUCUUCAGUUGAUAUAUGUUGCUUCUGCGGACCAGCUUGCUGAUAUCUUUACGAAGGCACAUCCACUGGGGCGUCAUCGUGAUUUGGUUCACAAACUCAAGAUGGCAUCUUUACUCCCAUCUUGAGUUUGAGGGAGGAUGUUAGCUUAGCUUUAGCUUAGCUGUAUAUUAGCUUAGCUAGUGACAUGAUCUGAUAAUAUAGCCGUUGUAAUAUAGCCGUUGUAUCUGUACAUGAGCUGAUACAAUAGCCACCUUCUUAUAAAAGGUGGGCUAUGGAUGGUUUCUACUCAGUAAGAAAAGAUCUUCAUCUUCUCUUCUCCUCUAUCUUAACAAUGUGGACCUCCCUUCAUUUCUCGCAUCAUUCCUGAACCUGUUUCUUUCCUAGACAACUAUAAAGAAUUCCCUGCUACUUAUUCCAGCUAAUAAAAAACCUCUAUAAUCUAUAUCCUUUCGCUCAUGAUUCAGCUCCCUGAUUUCCCCAAAACUAGAACUCGAUAACAAUAAGAAAAGAAGAUAUCUCUUGUCGCAGAGAGAUAGAGUGAAGAAGAAGAAGAAGAAGAAGAAAUUCUUCUCUUUCUACAGCAAUAGACCAAGGUAUUUCACAAUCUUAACAAACAAAUCGUAAUAACUAAAAGGAGAAACAUG